Molecule: messenger RNA, 496 nt
Organism: Octopus bimaculoides (California two-spot octopus)
Lineage: Eukaryota; Metazoa; Mollusca; Cephalopoda; Octopoda; Octopodidae
Product: DNA-directed RNA polymerase III subunit RPC10
Biological process (GO): DNA-templated transcription; termination of RNA polymerase III transcription
Cellular component (GO): RNA polymerase III complex
Molecular function (GO): zinc ion binding; nucleic acid binding
Source: RefSeq, a predicted model, not a curated record
CAAUAGUAAAAGAAUAUACAUAGGCAUAAAACAGAUUUAUGUAUGACUGUGGCAUUUUUUCGAUAUAGAUAUUUUAUCUGUCAUUCUUUCCCAACUGUUUUGAUGGCGUGUUCGGUAAAAUCCGUAAAAAGGUUUUAUGUAUUUAUUUUUUGUUUUGAUAUACCACACACGCUUUGAUGUUCAAGACCGACUUUCAUUCUCUUGAUAGCUACCGUCACUCUCACGUUAAAUAUCGUAAAUAUCCAAAACUCAAAGAAGUAGAUGAUGUGCUAGGAGGUGCUUCAGCCUGGGAAAAUGUUGACUCUACUCAAGAAACUUGUCCCAAGUGUGAGCAUGGACGAGCCUAUUUCAUGCAGAUUCAGACUCGGUCAGCUGAUGAACCUAUGACGACAUUUUACAAAUGCUGUAAUGUAGAGUGUGCACAUCGAUGGAAAGACUGAAGGUUCUGCUAUAAUUUUACUUUUGUAUAUUUUGUAAAUAAACUAUUUUCAUGAAA